Molecule: messenger RNA, 2226 nt
Organism: Malania oleifera
Lineage: Eukaryota; Viridiplantae; Streptophyta; Magnoliopsida; Santalales; Ximeniaceae
Product: cytochrome P450 81Q32-like
Exons: 2
Coding region: 139-1689 (516 amino acids)
Molecular function (GO): oxidoreductase activity, acting on paired donors, with incorporation or reduction of molecular oxygen; iron ion binding; monooxygenase activity
Source: RefSeq, a predicted model, not a curated record
AUCUUCCACUAUAAAUACGCUGACGCCGGCGACAAAAUCUUCAGAAAAGCUUCAGCUGUUCAUGCAUCACACAUCCAUCUAUCAAAAUAAAAUUAUUUCCACCAUAUCCAAAUUUCCAAAUUAAUUACUGAUCAUAUUAUGGGUAUUCUGAUCUUUCUGCUGCAGUACUUUGUCCUGUUUCUGGCUCUCUCCCUCCUCUCCGAUCACGUCCGCCGCAAAAUCCUAAACCACCCACCAGUCCCCUUUUCCUACCUCCCCUUCAUCGGCCACCUCUACCUCUUCAACAAACCCCUCCACCGCGCCCUCUCCCAAAUCUCCGCCCGCCACGGCCCCCUCGUCCUCCUCCGCUUCGGCUCCCGCCGCGUCCUCUUGGUCUCCUCUCCUUCCGCCGCCCAGGAAUGCUUCACCAAGAACGACGUCGUGUUCGCCAACCGCCCCCGCUUCCUCGCCGGCAAACACCUCGGCUACAACUUCUCCACCCUCUCCUGGUCUUCCUACGGCGACCACUGGCGCACCCUCCGCCGCAUCUCUUCCCUCGAAAUCCUCUCCGCCCACCGCCUCCAGACGCUCUCCGGCAUCCGCUCGGACGAGGUCAGAUCCCUCAUUCGCCGGCUCUUCCGGGAGGGUUAUACCCAUUCGGCGGCGAACCGGUCGGUUGAUAUGAAGUCGGCGUUUUUCGAGCUGAUGCUGAACGUGUUGAUGAGGAUGAUGGUCGGAAAGCGGUACUGCGGAGAGAGCUCAGUGGACAUGGAGGAAGCGAAGCGGUUUAAGCAAAUUGUUACGGAGACGUUUCAGUUGAUGCGUGCUUCGAACGUGGAGGAUUACUUGCCGGCGACGAGGUGGAUGGGGUUAGGCAGGACGGAGAAGAAAAUGAUGGAGUUGCAAAAGAAGAGAGAUAAGCUGGUGCAAGAUUUGAUUGAAGAGCACAGGAGAAUGUUGGAGAGUAGUAAUGGUGAGGAUUAUUGGAAUUGUGAAGGGGGGAAGAAGACGAUGAUUGAAGUUCUGCUGACGCUGCAAAAGAAGGAUCCCCUUUACUACACAGACUAUCUCAUCCAAGGCAUGCUCAUGGCUUUUUUAAGUGCAGGAACUGAUACGUCUGCUGCUACUAUGGAGUGGGCAUUGUCCCUUUUGCUGAACAAUCCCCACGUUCUUAAGAAGGCACAAGUUGAAAUUGACGAGCAUGUGGGAUUCGGCCGCCUAAUUGAUGAGUCAGAUGUCGAUAAACUUCCUUAUCUUCGUUGUAUUAUAAAAGAAACGCAACGAAUGUACCCUGCCACACCAUUACUGCCGCUGCACGAAUCGUCAAAGGAGUGUAAAGUAGGAGAUUUUCACAUUCCAAGCGGCACUAUACUGCUAGUCAAUCUAUGGGGCAUACAAAACAAUCCAGAGAUUUGGUCAGAGCCCACAAAAUUCCACCCAGAGAGGUUCCAAGGGAAAGAAGGAGAUCAGGAUGGGUUUAAACUCAUGCCUUUUGGUUCAGGAAGGAGGAGCUGUCCUGGGCAAGGGUUGGCUAUCCGUGUAGUUGGGUUUGCAUUAGCGUCACUACUACAGUGUUUUGAGUGGGAGAGAAAUGGUGAAGAGAUGAUAGACAUGAGCGAAGGGCCAGGAAUGACCAUGCCCAAGCUUAAUCCCUUGGUAGCGAAAUAUCGACCACGCAAAGCCAUGAUGAAUGUUCUCUCUCAAAUUUAAAUCAUUCUCGAAUUGAAGGUUAAAUAAGUUGUUUCAAGGGUAAUGUUAUUUAUUAUUGUUUGUAACGUCUUUGUGUGCUUACUUGUAGAAUGGUAAUAAUCACCUAAUUAGGAAAAUCAUCCGAAGAGUUGCAAUGAAAAAUUGCUCGAGCGAAAUGGAUUACUUGUCACCUAGGCGACCCAAGAAUGUUAGGGAGCCACCCCAAUGACAGAGGACAGAAAGGCGAAGAUGGUCGCCUAAUCACGAGGCUUCUAAAAGUCGCCUAGUCAUCAAGCGAAGGUCACCCACUCUCAGGCGACGAGGCGAGCAAGCGUUGGGCAAACAUAUCAAUUGUAAUAAACUGGACCUUUAAUGUUAUGAAAUGGUUCAUAUGUUUUAUUAAGUUUUAAUGUAUGUUUUAGAAAUAGUUCUAAUUUAUGAUUAGGUUUUUAAUGUUUAGAAAUGAACCAAAUUUAGGAUUAUGAUUUCAAUUUGUAACCUUGGAACUGAUGGAGGUUUGGUCUCAAAAAGAUAUAAAUAGGUGCACAACUUAUCUUA